AUUUCUAUGUAUUAUUAUUUAAAAUUAGAACUUUCUGACAAAAAAAUUACGAUGUAUUAACCAAUAUAUUAACUUAAAUUUUGGAUGCAAUGUGCGUGAUCUAUUUGUAUUUCUGACAGCUGCUCUCUAUAUAUUGCUGAGCUUAGACCUGUGUUAAACAUUUAAUUUAUAUACAUGUUUAAUUUAUAUACAAAUGUAUGAUUAACUUGAAGAUAUUAAUGAUAAUCCUGGAAGUUUUUAUGGAUUAUUGGAAGGUGGAUCGAAAGUGUACCUUAAUAAAUAAUUAGUAUUCUUAGCAGAUUGAGCUAAAUCAAAUUGAAUGAAAAACAAAUCAUAAAGUACUAAAAUAAAAAAAUGUGAUUAAUUAAUUACCAAAAUUUUUGAAUAACUCAUAUAAAUACAAUUGAUUUUUCUUACGUGAUGACAUUGUUUCCAAAGUAAACAAAAUUUCAACGGCUGAACGUAAAAGUUCUGAAUAUAUAUAAGAUUCGAAGUUAGAAUAGUAAAGACAUAGUAGUACCGUUAGGUAAAUAAUACAAGCGAGAAGUCAACAGUUAAAAGUUUGUUACAAUGCCAGCUUCGGUAAAACAUAAAUUCGGAAAUCAAAAUAGCAAAAUACGUCACAAAUGCGAUUAUUGCGUUGUGGACGGCCUUUUGACACAAAACAACAUUUGAGUGUUCAUAUUACAAAUGUCCAUGAAAAAAUUAAAAAUUACACCUGCAAUUCGUGUGAAAAAACUUUUAGAUACGAGAAAAGCUUCAGUAAGCACACUGUCACAGUUCAUGAAAAAAUCAAAGAUCGAAAGUGCGAAGAGUGUGGCAAAUCUUUUGGAGGGAAAAGUGAUCUGAUGAAGCAUAUAGAUAUAGUUCAUUUGAAGCUCAAAGCACACAUGUGCGAGGAAUGUGGCAAGUCGUUUGGAGAAAAGAGUAAUCUGAUGAAGCACAUAGAUGUCAUUCAUUUGAAAUUUAAAGAACACAAGUGCGAAGAGUGUGGCAAAUCUUUUGGAGUGAAAAGUAAUCUGAUGAGGCACAUAGAUACAGUUCAUUUGAAACUCAAAGAACAUAAGUGUGAGGAAUGUGGAAAGUCUUUUGGUCAAAAAAGUCACUUGGAUAAUCACAUAUCUACAAUUCAUAAAAAAAGUCAAGGAUUAUAAAUGUGGAGAGUGUGACAGGUCUUUUGGAUUAAGAACCAAUCUGACGAGGCAAAUGUAGUUCAUCUGAAAUUAAAAUAACGCAUAUGCGAAGAUUAUGGGAAAGGUUAAAGGCAAAAUACUAAUUUGCAAAAACAUGUAAAAAUAGUUAAUUGAAAAAUUAAAAAAACCUUAUCCGAAGAAUUUCACAUGUUCUUGGGCUCUAGUGCAGGGUGAUGAAAGAUUAUACCCGAUUGAAGAGAGGUAGAUACAUCGAAGGACAACCGUAUGAAAAUUGAUAUACAACUUAGUCACGACUCAUUUGUCGAGCACAUAAUAUAAUUUUAGAAAAAUAACGAGAAGAUUUAUGUUAAUGAUUAAUUUGUUUUCAUGCUAAAUAUUGUAACUUUAUUUCGUUUUUUUAAAACUCUUAAAACCUCAAAAAACCGACUUAAAUAACACUGAAUUUU
Molecule: messenger RNA, 1600 nt
Organism: Trichogramma pretiosum
Lineage: Eukaryota; Metazoa; Arthropoda; Insecta; Hymenoptera; Trichogrammatidae
Product: zinc finger protein 708-like
Exons: 2
Coding region: 627-1154 (175 amino acids)
Biological process (GO): regulation of transcription by RNA polymerase II
Molecular function (GO): RNA polymerase II cis-regulatory region sequence-specific DNA binding; DNA-binding transcription factor activity
Source: RefSeq, a predicted model, not a curated record